CUAUUCAGCUACUACGGCUAUAAAUAAGCCGGAUGAGGAAACCUUUUUCCACCCAAUUUUUUUGGGCACCAAUAAAUUGGCCAGAUCUAGCUUGAGAAACUUUGCAAUAAGAUAACGAUGGAAGGAGCGGAAGGAGAAUCAGCAGCAGAUAUUUGCGAGCCCCUGCUGAGCUCCCCCUGGGGGAAACUCAGUGUUUUAAGCAAGGAGUCGAUGGCCUCGGAUAAGUGCACCAUCUUCCGCGCCCCGGCCCUCAUCCGGCAGCGCAACAAGCACCUGUACGAGCCCCAAACGGUCGCAAUCGGCCCCUACGGUCGCCGCGAUGAUGAGCCCUCCCUCCGGGCGAUGGAGUUGCUUAAACGGCGUUACCUCCAGGAAUUCCUCUCUCACAGCAGCAACUGCACCAUCGAGGACAACGUCGACGAGAUCCAGCAAUUGCCCUCUCCCAACUGCAGCACCAUCGAGGACUACGGAGCUGAGAUCCAGAAAUUGGUGCCGGAUGUGCGGGGGUGCUACUUCGAGCAGGUCGAGCUCAACCCCGUUGAGUUUGCGGAGAUGCUGCUUCUCGACGGGUGCUUCAUCCUCGAGUUCCUCAUCAAGUGGAAGCUAGGGUUUGGCGACAGCUCUUUCGCUUCGAAAUGGAGCUUGUCGUUGGUUCACGAUGAUUUGCUCUUGCUUGAGAACCAAAUCCCCUUCUGUGUGCUCGACAAGUUGUUCGAACGCCUCAAGUCCACCUCGGACAGCAGUAUACCUUAUUCUCUGAUGGAGCUUCUUGUAUACUACCUGACACGCAUGAGCGUCGAGAGCCCCGAGGAAGAAACAAAGAGCUCCAAAAAUGGGAAGCAAGCCAAUUGCGGCACUUGUUGGCUUGCUUCCCAUUUUUGGCUUGCUGCUUCCCAUUUUUGGAGCCCCGAGCAAGGAACGAAGAAACCAGAGGAAGAAACAAAAGAGCCCCAAAAAUGGGAAGCGAAAAACUUUGAUCACUUAUUGCAUCUCUACUACGAGUGCUAUGUCACGGCACCACAAACUGAUCACUCGAAACUGCGAACUGAUCCAAAGGAUGGGGAUGAGAAAAGAUUUCCGAGGACGAUUCCAUCAGCUACCGAGCUCCUGGACGCCGGAGUGACAAUUAAGAAGAAGAAGAUGAAGAAGAAGAAGAAGAAGAAUAAUGAGAAUGAGAAUGAGACUCAUGAGAAUCGUCUUAGUUCCUUCUUAGAUGUAGCAUUUGAGGACGGCGUGCUCGAGAUCCCUUUCCUCUCGGUGGAGCCCUCCACCCUAGUUCGCUUCUCGAACCUCGUGGCCUUCGAGCAGUGCAGCGGGUGCAAGGAUGGUAAGGCUUACAUGACAAGCUACGCCAUGUUCAUGAACUGCCUCAUAGACAAGCGGGAAGAUGUGGCGGUACUCCACCAGCGCGGAAUCCUGGAGAACAAUCUGGCGAGCGACGAGGAGCUGGCGGUCUUCUUCAACCAGCUCUCCGACUUGGCCUACAUCGAUUACGAUGACCACUACCUCGCCCAACUGUUCCGGGACGUGAGGGAGUACUGUGGUUACCCUUGGCCCAAGUGGAGGGCGAAGCUGGUCAGGGACUAUUUCAGCAACCCAUGGGCCAUCCUUUCUUUGUUCGCAGCAGCUGUCCUUCUUAUUCUCACCAUCCUGCAAACCGUCUACACCGUCUGCUCUUACUAUCAUCCUGGGAAUUAAUUAGUUGUGUCCGAACAGACGUUGGAUGCAUGCCUACAAAUUGGUGUGAGGUCCUCACACACCAAGCCACAGUGUGGAGUACUAGCUAGUAGCGUGGAAAGUGUGAGCGCGCGCGGAUAGCUUUAGUAUAGAGUUGGUGUGCCGGUCAUUUAAUUGCAACUUUAAUUGGGUGCAUGUGAGUGUGUUCAGUCUACCAUAAAAUUAAUAAUUUGGAUGUGAUUGUGUGCGAGUCGACUAAAAUAAUAGUUGAAUGUGAAGAAUCGUGCAAAUGUUCUUCGUAUGUUAAUAAAAGCAUUAAUUUCGUAUGGCUUGCUACAAA
This is a messenger RNA of Ananas comosus (pineapple), 2017 nucleotides long. Its product is annotated as UPF0481 protein At3g47200-like. Lineage: Eukaryota; Viridiplantae; Streptophyta; Magnoliopsida; Poales; Bromeliaceae. The transcript has a single exon. The record is from RefSeq and is a predicted model, not a curated record. Bases 118 to 1698 code for a protein of 526 amino acids.